This is a messenger RNA of Musa acuminata AAA Group (dessert banana), 1654 nucleotides long. Its product is annotated as probable glucan endo-1,3-beta-glucosidase A6. Gene Ontology annotation, biological process: carbohydrate metabolic process. Gene Ontology annotation, cellular component: plasma membrane. Bases 117 to 1526 code for a protein of 469 amino acids. The transcript has 3 exons. The record is from RefSeq and is a predicted model, not a curated record. Gene Ontology annotation, molecular function: hydrolase activity, hydrolyzing O-glycosyl compounds. NCBI's taxonomy places the organism in Eukaryota, Viridiplantae, Streptophyta, Magnoliopsida, Zingiberales, Musaceae.
CUUGAACUACAGGUUUCACGCUUCUCUCUCUCUCUCUCUCUCUCACUGUAGCUCGAGUGGUGCAAUUGUUCUCUUCCACGGAGGAGAAACUGUCGUUUCUGCACCUCACCGUGCUAAUGAUCCUCCUUCUCCUUCUCCUCUUGCUCUGCUUCUCCUCUCCCCCGGUCAAAGGUGGGAGCUUUACGAGGCUGGGCGUUAACUAUGGCACCCUGGGUGACGACCUCCCCUCCGCCGCCCGUUCCGUUGCCCUCCUCCAGUCUCUUGGCGCCGGCGCCGUGAAGAUCUACGACGCGAACCCGGCCAUCCUCUGCGCCCUUGCCGGCACUGGCCUUCGCGUCUCAAUCAUGGUGCCCAACGAGAUCGUCCCCUCCCUGGGCGCUAACGCUUCGCUCGCCGACGCUUGGGUGGCCGACAACCUCGCGCCCUUCUACCCUGCCGUCCGCGUCCGAUACGUCCUCGUUGGCAACGAGAUCCUUUCCGACGCCUCUCUCGCCAACUCCACCUGGCCCUUCCUCGUCUCCGCCAUGGCCAACAUCCACCGCGCCCUCCGCGCCCGCUCCGUCUGCGACGUGAAGGUCGGCACGACCCUCGCCAUGGACGCCCUCGCGACCGCCUUCCCGCCCUCUGCUGGCGCCUUCCGCGCCGACAUCGCCGGGCCUGUGAUGCGCCCCCUCCUCGACUUCCUCAGCAGGACUCGCUCCUACUACUUCGUCGACGCAUACCCGUACCUCGCCUGGGCCUCGAACCCGUCCUCCAUCCGCCUCGACUACGCCCUCUUCGCCGCCAACUCGUCCUUGAGCUACAUCGAUCCGGGGAGCAACCUGACCUACACCAAUCUGUUGGACCAGAUGUUCGACGCGGUGGUGGCGGCGAUGCGCCGGCUAGGGUUCGGAGGCGUCCCGAUCGCCGUGGCGGAGACGGGUUGGCCGAACGCCGGAGACCUGGACCAGAUCGGGGCUAACGUCCACAAUGCGGCCACCUACAACCGGAACCUCGCCCGGCGGAUGGCGGUGCGGCCGGCGGCGGGGACGCCGGCGCGGCCGGGAGCAGCGAUGCCGGUGUUCGUCUUCUCGCUGUACAACGAGGACCGGAAGCCGGGGCCAGGGACGGAGCGUCACUGGGGCCUGCUGUACCCCGACGGGAAGCAGGUGUACGAGGUGGACCUCAGCGGGCGGCGGCCGUUGGAGUCGUACCCACCGCUUCCGCCGCCGGAGAACGACGUGCCGUACAUGGGGAAGAUCUGGUGCGUGUUAGACGCCGAGGGAAAGGCGGCGGCGAACCCGACGGCGGUGGGGGCGGCGCUGGCGUACGCGUGCGGGCAGGGAACCGGCACGUGCGACGCCAUCCGGCCGGGCGGCCCGUGCCACCAGCCCAACACGCUGGCGACGCACGCGAGCUACGCGUUCAACUCGUACUGGCAACAGUUUCGGCAGGCGGGCGGGACGUGCUACUUCGACGGGCUCGCCGUGCAGACCAAGGCCGACCCGAGUUAUGGAUCUUGCAAAUACCCAAGUUUGACAAAGUAAGGAGAAGGAACACUAUCAACAAGUCAACUAACAUGCAAUUUGCAGUGCAAUAUGCAUUUUGAGGGUCAUAUUUUAUUCUUUCAACCAUUUCAUUUCAAACUAAAUUCCAUCUCAUUUUUCUUUUUUUA